Messenger RNA from Anarrhichthys ocellatus (wolf-eel), 1853 nucleotides. RefSeq names its product interleukin-10 receptor subunit beta-like. Gene Ontology annotation, molecular function: protein binding; cytokine receptor activity. Bases 103 to 1152 code for a protein of 349 amino acids. Lineage: Eukaryota; Metazoa; Chordata; Actinopteri; Perciformes; Anarhichadidae. Gene Ontology annotation, cellular component: plasma membrane. Gene Ontology annotation, biological process: cytokine-mediated signaling pathway. The transcript has 7 exons. The record is from RefSeq and is a predicted model, not a curated record.
GGGCACCGAUAGGCUGGUUCCUGUAAAGCUGCCGUUUCUCAGAAGGAAGGAGUUUCGUUUCCGUGGAAUUCCCCCUGCUGCUGUCAGUGAACGCUCCAGGAAAUGGUUUCAUUAAAGACAGCGACUCUCUCACGCUGCUCCGCGGGAACACUUCAUCCACCGACAAACAUGUCAGCCGCCAUGUGUGCCUUCAUCCUGACGCUUUCAAGCGCACUCGGACCCACAGUGGUAUCAGGAGUCCUCAGUGCACCUACACAUGUCCGCUUGACCUCCUAUAACAUGAACCUGGUGCUGAUGUGGGAUUCACCUGAAGGUCCAGCCAGCAGCAUCGUCUACACAACUCAGUACAAAUCCUCAGUCUCCGUCUCCUUCGACAAAGUGGGCUGUGUGAACAUCUCCAACCUGGAAUGUGACCUGAGCCACCUCGACAUCUCCAUAUUUCAGUACGGAACGUACACGGGCAGAGUGCGGGCACAGUCGGGCACAGAGAGCUCCGCCUGGACGGAAAGUAACCAGAUUACUUUGGACAAAGAUACCAUCAUCAGCUCUCCCGAUGUCUCUCUCUCCUCCAAUGGAGCUGCUAUCGAAGUCAGCAUCAAAGAUCCGGUGUUCAUGAUCUCUGCACUCAGGGAAGUUUACCACUCUGCCACCUACAACAUCACCUACUGGCAGCAUGGCCAGAGGGAGAAGGCCAGAAGCAACAGCAACAUACAGCAGAACCGAGUUGUUCUGAGUGACCUGGACCCCUGGACCAAGUACUGCGUCCAAGUCCAAAUCAUCACAGAGAGGAAACCCAGCAAGCCUAGCGCAGCCGUCUGUGAGAGCACCACAAGCGAAGAAGAGACUCCGUGGGUGGCAGCUGUGGUGACGUUUGGCAUCGUGGCGAUGUCCGUGGCUCUGGUGGUGGUUGCAGUCGUGUAUCGGAAACAUAUUUCCCACUUUCUCUGUCCAAAGGAUGCACUGCCUCAGCACUUCAAGGAGUACCUGCUGGCGCCCCCCAACUCCUCCAUGUACCUAGCCAUGCGUAACUCCCAUCCCCCUGACGAGAUCUACAACCAGGUCAGCAUCAUCGCAGAUGGCAGGACUCUAGAGGAAGGGCAACCGUUGGAGGCAGCAGGGAGCAACUGCAGUAAACAGCCUGACACCACAUAGAGAUCGAGGGAAAGACUGAACAGCACAGAAGCAGUGAUCAAGAGCCAAUCGACAGGCUGGAGUCAGUUGAGACUGCUAAGAGAUUAUCAGCAGGGGGAACGUUAAAGACACUGAGAAACAGUGUAAUCAUCGGUUGUUGCUUUACUUCAGAGCUUUAAUGCAACACAUUCUGCAGCAGGGCCGUAUGUUCCUGGAGCAGGAGUCACUGUGAAGGGAUGAGGUGUCAGCCACAGAGAGGUGUAGGUGUAGGGUUGACACCUUAUCCAAGUGUGAUGUUGUGAUGUUGACCGUGGCGUUGCCACACACUGUACUGCACAGAAGGACCGGAACACAUUGGAGCUGCCAUCACUAAAGUGUUUACACUGCCAUGGUUUCUGUGUGGAGGUGUACUGACAACAACUGCAUCAUCUGCCAUUCAAUGGUCAUCACAUUUUUUUUAAAGCAUACAGUUUUAAUUUAAAUGUCCUUGUUGCUAUAUGAAGGUUUACCUAAUGAAAAUAUAUUCAGUGGUAAUAGUGAAGUGAAGCUAGAAGUGAAAGUGUGUUUGUCGUUGUCUCUGGGAUGAGCUGAGGAGAGUUAGCAGCUUUAAGAUGUUGGGAAUCAGGAAUAUAUACAAAACUGAAUCUAUAUCCCAUAUAUGUGUAUAUGUGUAUGUACUGUAUAUGUAUGUAGUGUUGGGAAGGAAAAGGAGCGUGUUUGAG